This is a messenger RNA of Lethenteron reissneri (Far Eastern brook lamprey), 848 nucleotides long. RefSeq names its product charged multivesicular body protein 6-like. Gene Ontology annotation, biological process: late endosome to vacuole transport via multivesicular body sorting pathway; vesicle budding from membrane. Lineage: Eukaryota; Metazoa; Chordata; Hyperoartia; Petromyzontiformes; Petromyzontidae. The record is from RefSeq and is a predicted model, not a curated record. Gene Ontology annotation, cellular component: ESCRT III complex; multivesicular body.
UGAAAGCGCGAGUUGACCGGGCGUAGUAGGAGGAAGAGGUGAAAAAAGGAGGAGGAUUGGAAUCAAGAAGAAGAAGAAUAAGAGGAGGAGGAAGAAGAGGAGGAGGAGGGUGGAGAGUGGACGGUCUCCUUGUCAUGGUGACGAGGAGACAAUGGGGAAUCUGUUUGGCAAGAAGCGCAGGGCGCCGUCGCGAGUCACCGAGCAAGACCGGGCGGUGCUGCAGUUGAAGCAGCAGCGCGACAAGCUGCGCCAGUACCAGAAGCGGAUUGCCCUGCAGCUGGAGAAGGAGCGCGAGCUGGCGCGCAAGCUGCUCCGGGACGGCAAGAAAGACAAAGCGAUGCUUCUGCUCAAGAAGAAAAGAUAUCAGGAGCAACUCUUGGAGAAAACCGACACACAGAUCGGAAAUCUGGAGCACAUGGUCCAGGACAUCGAGUUUGCCCAAAUCGAGGCCAAGGUCAUCGAGGGACUCAAGGUCGGGAACGAGUGCCUGAAGAAGAUGCACGAGAUGAUGUCGAUCGAGGAAGUGGAGAGGAUAAUGGAUGAGACGCAAGACUCCAUCGACUAUCAGCGGCAAAUCGACGACUUGCUGGCCGGCGGUCUCUCCGACGAGGACGAAGAGGCGGUGCUCGCCGAGCUGGACGAGAUCACGAAGGACGCGGAACAGCAGCUGCCAGACGUGCCGGAUGAGGAGCUACCUUCAGACGAGGAGAGGGAAGCGAGACGGGGGGAGCGAGCGAAAGCCAAGGGCAAGGCGGCGGCGGCGGCGGCGAGCGACUCAUCGAGGCGAGAGGAGGCAAUGGUGGCAUCGUGACCCAACGCUCGUUAAGGGGUUGGAGGGGCUAUGGGGG